AUAAAAUACCUAUAUACAUUUUAUUGUGAAAUUCGAACCCUAAUGUUUAAGAUAUUCAAAAGUUGAUCUUUGAUUAGGACACACUGCGAAACAUAUUUCUUUUUGCGGUAAACUGUAAAGCGCUAAAGCGUAGGAGGAGUCCCUGUGGCUUGUGGAUCGUUUUGACAAACUAAAUUUCUAUCCCAUUAGAUUUAAACUCGUUUUAGUAGCUGCAGUGUAGUAAUUUUGAAAUAGUAGAUAAUCAUAAAUUCAAAUAUGGGAUCAAUAGUUCUAAAGAGUCUUUCGGUUCUACUUGGUAUUUUUUUCCUAUUUGUAGGUACUCUGAAAAUGAGUCCUGUCAUCAGUAAAGAGCUGCACAAGGAUCUUCGAAAGGAUUAUGUUAAAUAUGCCAAAGUGUUUCCAUUAUCUAAAACGAUAGAUUUUAAAGUGCCAGCCAAAUGGUAUAGAAGAGCUGUUGGUGGAACUGAAGUAUUAAGUGGUGUUUGCUUGGCAUUUGUUCCUUAUAGAAAUGUUAAACAAGGGGCGAAUAUAACUCUUUUGAUGUCACAUUUAUUGGCUGUUUAUACACACUAUGCAGCCAAAGAUAAAUUUGAACGGAUGGCUCCGGCAUUAGUGUUUUUAUUCAUGUUAGCUGGACGAUUGGUUAUUGAUUAUCAAUUGAGGCGCAAAGAACUGGCUGAAAUUGCUGAACCUAAAGCUCAAAAACAAGAAUAGAAAAAUAAUAACUUUUCCCAAACUUAGCUCUUUUUUAUUAAAAUUUUUGCACAUUUA
Molecule: messenger RNA, 771 nt
Organism: Melanaphis sacchari
Lineage: Eukaryota; Metazoa; Arthropoda; Insecta; Hemiptera; Aphididae
Product: transmembrane protein 35A
Exons: 3
Coding region: 256-714 (152 amino acids)
Biological process (GO): chaperone-mediated protein complex assembly; positive regulation of protein localization to cell surface
Cellular component (GO): endoplasmic reticulum
Source: RefSeq, a predicted model, not a curated record